Molecule: messenger RNA, 1971 nt
Organism: Capronia epimyces CBS 606.96
Lineage: Eukaryota; Fungi; Ascomycota; Eurotiomycetes; Chaetothyriales; Herpotrichiellaceae
Exons: 3
Coding region: 1-1971 (656 amino acids)
Biological process (GO): DNA-templated transcription
Cellular component (GO): nucleus
Molecular function (GO): DNA-binding transcription factor activity, RNA polymerase II-specific; zinc ion binding; DNA binding
Source: RefSeq, a predicted model, not a curated record
AUGAGCUCCCCCGCCACCACACCUCGCGUGGGCGAUAACAACGCUCAUGCGGCAAACUUGGCUACCCUGCGGCCCGAUCGACCCUGUGAUUCCUGUCGCCGCCGCAAGAGUCGCUGUGUCAUCAAUUCCGACGCGGUCGCCUGUGUCAUGUGCCAGUUCCACCGGCAGGCCUGUACCUUUGUCGAGGAGGCGGUGCCGAGGAGGCGCAAACCCACGAACCCGAACCCUGUCGCAGUGGUAUCUUCCGAUACCACCACCACUGCCGCUUCGGGUGCUUCCUUAGCUCGACACAGACGAUCAGGCUCGGACGGCGACGGCCACGCCCCACGAGGGCAAUCAGGGGAUUACAUCGACGAUUAUGCCAACCUGCAGGGAGAGUCGUUGUUGAAGAAAACCCUUGGCUUGCAAACCCACCGGUAUGCAAAGUACAUUGGUCCGACCGACGAGCAUGACUUUGCCCUUUUGGAUCUGAGACUGUACGACGACGCCCAGGGAGAGUCUCCGGCCGACCAAGGUUCCUUUCGCAAAGUCGGUCAGAAUGAGUUCUUCCACCAAUAUGACGACGCGGAUUCCCCCAACCACUUCAGAGAUGUCGAGGAGUUGGAUCAGAUCGAGCACAUCGUCGCCCCUUACGGCGAAGCUUUGAUUACGCUCUACUUCCGCAUCGUCCAUCCCAGCUUUCCCAUCUUGCACAAGAAGGUGUUUGUGGAGAAAUACGCCAGAAGCUAUCGCGAGUUUUCGCCGCCCUUGCUGGCGGCCGUCUACAUUCUCGCGCUGAACUGGUGGUCCUACAACGCCGAUUUGGCUAAGUCGCGAAAGCCCGACGUCGGACUUUUGGAGGAUAUCGCCUAUCGCACGUUGCAAGAUGUGUCCCAUCGGGCCAAGCUGUCGACGGUCCAGGCGGGACUGCUACUCCUCCAGCGUCCAGGGAGCAAUCAAGCGUGGCAGUUGACUGCUCAACUGGUCGCCAUCGGGCAGGAUCUGGGAUUGCAUCUGGAUUGUUCGAACUGGCGUAUCCCCGCCUGGGAAAGGGGACUCCGCAAACGGCUGGCCUGGGCUCUUUUCAUGCAAGACAACUGGUCCGCUUUGAUCUACGGGCGCCCUCCACAUAUCUCCUCGACCAACUGGGCCGUCCAACCGAUCACGGCCGGGGACUUUCCCGAGCAGACGGAAGAUGAAUGCGAAGAGGCCGAGGAGGACGGCAGCGCGGAUGUGGAAAAGGGCCGCACACUGUUCAGUGCCAUGAUCACUCUCACCAAGAUGCUUGCUGAAGUGCUCGAGGCGCUCUACUCGCUGAAGGCGGAAACCGAGGUCAAGAAUGCCUACGACACGACUAAAGCCAUCCUAGAAAGGGCCAAACCCAUCCAGCUGAAACUGCGGGCGUGGUAUGCUGAUAUGCCCGAGGUUCUUCGGAUGGAUGCUACCCGGGCUGGUAAGUUGAGUUCAGUCGGCUAUCUACAUCUGGCCUACUUUGCCACGGAGAUCACCCUUCACCGUCGCGUGAUUCGAUCUCUGUCGCAGAAUACCGACCCUUAUUUGAUCCAGAUCUGCCGGUCGGCGGCCAAGGCGAGACUGAUCAGCGCCAUGGACUUCUUCAAUCGACUCAAGCCGGAACACCUGCAGUCAUUCUGGUAUUUUGCGUCCAAGUUCAAUUUUGCCCUGAUUGGCACUUUUGCCGGCUUGUGCUUCGUCACUUCACACAGCCAGGAAGAAGGCGAAUUCUACCGCCGACGGCUCCAAGAGUACCGCUGGACAUUGCGGGUGUCCAACAAGAGUGCCGAGUUUCUGGAGAUUGCCAGUGGCAUUCUGGAAUCGGCCGUGGGAGCAUUGUUGAAGGCGGCCGACACGAUUGACAGCCGACGUCUUGCAUUUCCCAUGCUUCAACAUCAGGUGGAAGCGGAGGACGGCCCAAUCGACUCCUUCUAUCUGGGUGCUGAAGAAGUGUACUACGACACCCCAAUGGAACCUUGA